Molecule: messenger RNA, 4326 nt
Organism: Dreissena polymorpha
Lineage: Eukaryota; Metazoa; Mollusca; Bivalvia; Myida; Dreissenidae
Exons: 5
Coding region: 10-4257 (1415 amino acids)
Source: RefSeq, a predicted model, not a curated record
UUCAGCAGGAUGGCCGCCAGCACCAACAUGUUUUCUUACAAGGAGACCAACAACUGGUUCAAGGCGUGCUUAGCGCUCAAAAUAACGAAGGAUGGACUUGCUAACUUUCUGAAAACAGAAUUACAGACGGCCCACACAGCUGUUGGUAUAAGUUGUGGUAAUUGCUCCACUGAAAAACUCAUACCAUGCCCAACGCUCCCAUACUGUAACAAGCGGAAACGGCAUUAUUGCCCUUUCCACAAAUCACAGAAACCACAGCAAUGCUUUAGAUGUGAUCAGGUAAAACAAAAUAUCACGUUACAUCACAGAUACAAUACCCCGUCAUGGCGGAACACUGAUGCGAAAAAAUGGACAAGCGACUUUUGGGAAAUCGGCAAGUGCUUCCUCCCUCCAGACGGAUAUAGCAGCGUUUUAUCGGUUCAUGAAUCGGACUUCAAUGGCAUUAUAAGCAUCAUGUUGAAUUGCACACAUUUCCAGAACUGUCUCUCCUCAUCAUGUCUAUCACCUCCACCGCCUGAUAGGCGAUCUCCACUAGAAAUGGUCCGCCAGAUAGGCCGAGAUGUACGUCACACUUCGAACUGCAUGGUUACAGAUGCUGAUCUGCAGGACUACUUCCAGAAACUGUCCACACUACUAGCUGAUCCAAUGUGCUUACAACAUGACCACUCUUCAACCAUAGCACGCACAAGACUUAGUGAUUUGCAGAAUGAUCGCAUGUCGCUUAAAGAACUGGGCGAGCUAUUGAAAGAGGCCUAUCAAACACUUGCACAUGCGAAAGAAGAAGGCGAACAUUUUUCUAAGGAGGCAGAAACAACCUUAGCAGAGGCCGUCCAGACGUUGGAAACUUCUUUGAUGGCUGGGGAACAACGUCUUAAAAGUACGACACAAAUUGGGGAACAACGCCUGAAAAGCAAGACUCGGUUGGGGGAACAACGCCUUAAAAGUAAGACACAUGUAGCGGAACAGCGCCUUAAAAGAAUGACAAAGGUUGGCGAAAAACGCAUUGAAAGCAAGAUACAGGAUGUGACACAACGCAUCGAAUGUAAUGUAAAGGAUGGCAUCGUGCGCAUGCAAAAGGAAGCAAUAAAUACUGCAUCGGAAGAAUACGAACGCGGCGUAUCAGAUCUUCGCCAACGUUUGAUAAAACAUUACGAUGACACAACUUGCAAUGUGCCUCUUUCAACAUUCGAUCAUAGUCUUGAUAAGCGAAUAACAGACAUAUACGCCACGCCCAAAAUACACCGAAUCAAAAUAGAAAUAGAUGGGACGCGUGUGAAAAAAGACGAGCGAAUACUUACCUACACAGAACUAUUUUACACGGACAAUAAAUCAAAUCAACGUAUAUACAUUCAGGGCGAACCCGGCAGAGGGAAAUCUACGUUUGCAGUUAAAUUAGUUCAUGAUUGGUGCAACGAAAAUCAGCCUCCAUCGACAGGUUCAAUAAAAAAUCCAGCGUUUGAAGAUAAGUUAACCAUUCAGAAAUUCAAGUUGUUAUUUUUCAUCACGUUAAGAGACGCAAGGGAUCAGACAGAUGUAACUCAGAUGAUAAAGAAGCAGCUAAUUGACAAAAUGUUUUCAGAAGACGAACGAGCUGAUAUGUACAACCUUUUCGUACAAAUAAUGAAAACUGAAAUUUGUCUCGUAGUGCGAGAAGGUCUGGAUGAAUGGACGUCUCCUAGUGGAAAUGACGUAGCUGAUCCUUCCUUAGCUGGAUUUCCUAAAGAUACGUGCACGGUACUCACAACAUCUCGACCUUGGAAACUUGCUGAUGAACGUAUCAAGAACUCGCAAAUCGACAUUCUGUUAGAGAUUGAGGGGAUAAGCGACUCAUAUUCAUUUACUAAAAAUAUACUUCAAUGCAUAAUUGACCAGAAAAAGGAUCUAGAAAACGCUGUGAAGAAAUUUGAGGUAUUCCUAAAGCAUCGCAAUCUUAAAUCAUUAUCAUCUUCACCAAUGCUGUACGCUAUGGUCAUCUGUAUCUGGGUAAACACGAUUGAGGAGGAGGAACAUUUUAAAGGAUCGUCAUUGUGUGUACUCUACACUACUCUGCUUGAAAGUCUUUGUAAAAAGGCAAACAGUGCAACUGGUUAUUUUAACGAUUCAAACCCGCCACCAGUGAACUGUUUUUCUGGCACAAGUUACCUACAGCCGAAUAUUGAUCACUUAGAUAAGUUAGCUGAAGUAGCUUGUAAAUUGCUCUUCUCUUCUGAACGACAAUCAUCUAUAGUUUUUGAUGACAUAAUUCUUUCCAACUUUUUUUCUCAUGAAGAGUUUCCAGUUUGCAAGAUGUUUGCUCUCAAGACAGGAAUAUUAACAAACAGGAAAGAUAAAAAUCGGACAGGAAGCUCCUACUCGUUCAUACACAAAGCUUUGCAGGAACUUCUCGCAGCAUAUCAUAUCGCCUGCAACCCACAUGUCAUUAAUGACGUCAUUUCGAGAUAUCUUAAAUGCGAAUAUACUUCAUAUCUUGAAAUAUCGCAGGUACUUAUAUUUUUGUGUGGAAUGAAUAUGUUCGCUGCGAAUGAACUGUCAGCUUUAAUGAAUCAAUUUGACGUUGCUCAUCAUCAUCUUCCAUCGCCGUCUUUUCCGUGUGCGUUUCAACGCAUCAUUGAGUCCGGAAUAAGAGAGGCAGAAGCCAACAAUCAGUAUGACAUACGCCUGCAACUCAGUCACUUUUACAUUAAUGAGAUCAACUAUAGAGAUUUAAAUUUGAUAUGGUCUACAAACACUUCCAAUGUUUUGUCAUUGUCAGUAAAGACCUCCUCAAGAAUGUUCAAUUUUAUGCUACGUGAACGCGAUAAGCCUUCAUCUCAUUUUGAGUUUAACGUGUCAUCGUGCCACAAGUUGAAAUCGUUACAACUAUUGGGAGACGCCAUAUGGCUUAAAGAGGCAGGCAAUUCGGCAACAUCAACACAUCUGGUCUGGAUUGUUCUAAGCGGUGCAGAUUCAACCCAGUGUGCAGAACCGCCUGCAGUACUUCCCUCCAUAGAGCACAUAAUAUUGCUGAAAGUCACAUGUUCCUCUACCUGGCUACGCAGUCUGUUAAGCACGCUGCUGACGCUCGAUCAUGGUGUGAAGUGUGAGCUGAGAAGAUGUGAUAUUACAUCGUGUGCUGCCGGCGAAGUCAGCGAGUCAUCUACACAUAUAGACGCAUCAAUACGGACGAGUAAAAAGAGCUUACACAUGUACAUGAGUAAGAAGGAUUACCCCGGUCUGUACAGUGCAUUCAGUGGUCUGUAUAAUAAUAAUGAGGGACAUUGGUAUUGUCUAGUGAAGACUGCAGAGUCAGGUGAGCAGUCAUCGCUCAUAGAACAGGUGGACUCGACUUAUAUUGACGUGUAUAACAAGCCGCUUGUGUUUAAUGGUCUUCAUGGUAUAUAUUUUAAGAGUUGGAUGGAACGUUCAGACGUUGAGUAUAUGGAGGUGGUUUGGCGGUCCGUAUUAUCUCCCGAAUCACGCACACAGCUGGAAUCUCCUAGUAUUAAAGUGUAUGACAGUCCAGGUUUGUGGGAGGCCCUAAAUGGUCUGAAUAUAAAGAGCCUGACUCUGAGUUGUUGGGAGGAACAUUUGGAAGUGAAUAAUGGAGAGUCUUUGUCACAUUCAAUAUCAUCGCUGAAAUGGCUGGAGACGCUUAGUAUAGAAGUGUAUGGUAGUCGAGGUUUGUGGGAGGCUUUCCAUGGCCUGAAUAUUAAGAGUUUGAGUCUUGGUUGUUGGGAGGAAUGUUUGGACGUGAAACAUGUAGAGUCUUUGUCGCAGUGUCUUUCAUCGCUCAAACAGCUGGAAACGCUAACCAUAUAUGUUCGUACAUAUAUCAACCUUCAACUACCUCAAUCAUUACAGUAUUUAAAUGUCUACUGCUGCACAUUGCAUCCUCCCGAAUUACACAAACUUGUGAACAUACUAUGUACAUGUAUUCAAAAAGUGGAGACAAAGCUUGAAUUCGGAUGUGCUACAUACGAGGAUAACCUUUUAGAACGAAUCGACCUGGAAGAAUACAUUGCCAUUGAACAGGAACUUGAGAAGCUGAAGAAUGUUACACUAAAACAAUUCCGAAUAUUUGAUCAGAUAAGUUCAAACAUGAGGGCUGAUGGUUCCCAUUCUGACUGGUUUGCACGUGGGGUUGUUGGUGUCGAUGACGAUCACCAGGAUGUUGAAAACGUUAACAAGUAUGCGUAUGGACUAUUCAUUAAAUAUAUAAAUGAUGACACUAUACAUCGAAUUUCAAUGCGAUUUCAGAUGAUUCCACCUUCAAUCUAAUGAAUCUAUAAAUGCGACUGUGACACAUAACUAUUAUAUAAAGAAAGAAUAAAUAAUAUCUAAAGCACA